UAGCCACACCCAGGGAAGUCAGUGUCCUCACCUUUUAGCAGCCCGCCUCGGUUCCUGCGGACGCUUCCCUGGGCUCCCGGCUCUGCCUCUGUCCACUGCCGCCUUGCCACCCACCAUGGCCCUGCUGCACUCUAGCCGCGUCCUCUCCGGGGUGGCUGCCGCCUUUCACCCAGGCCUUGCGGCCGCAGCCUCUGCCAGAGCCAGCUCCUGGUGGGCCCAUGUAGAAAUGGGACCCCCAGAUCCCAUCCUGGGGGUCACUGAAGCCUUCAAGAGAGAUACCAACAGCAAAAAGAUGAACCUGGGAGUGGGUGCCUACCGAGAUGACAAUGGGAAGCCUUACGUGCUCCCCAGUGUCCGGAAGGCAGAGGCCCAGAUUGCUGCAAAAAAUUUGGACAAAGAGUACCUGCCCAUCGGGGGGCUGGCGGACUUCUGUAAGGCUUCUGCAGAACUGGCCCUGGGUGAGAACAGCGAAGUGCUGAAAAGUGGCCGGUUUGUCACUGUGCAGACCAUUUCCGGGACGGGAGCCUUAAGGAUCGGAGCCAGCUUCCUGCAAAGAUUUUUUAAGUUCAGCCGAGAUGUCUUUCUUCCCAAACCAUCCUGGGGAAAUCACACACCCAUCUUCAGGGAUGCCGGCAUGCAGCUACAAGGCUAUCGAUACUAUGACCCCAAGACUUGUGGAUUUGACUUCACAGGAGCCAUGGAAGACAUUUCAAAAAUCCCAGAACAGAGCGUCCUCCUCCUGCAUGCCUGUGCUCACAACCCCACAGGUGUGGACCCGCGUCCAGAGCAGUGGAAGGAGAUCGCGGCGGUGGUGAAGAAAAAGAAUCUGUUUGCAUUCUUUGAUAUGGCCUACCAAGGCUUUGCCAGUGGUGACGGCAAUAAGGAUGCCUGGGCUGUGCGCUACUUCAUCGAGCAGGGCAUUAAUGUUUGCGUCUGCCAAUCAUAUGCCAAGAACAUGGGCCUAUAUGGUGAGCGUGUGGGAGCCUUCACUGUGAUCUGCAAAGAUGCCGAUGAAGCCAAAAGGGUGGAGUCGCAGCUGAAGAUCCUGAUCCGUCCCAUGUAUUCCAACCCACCUCUCAAUGGCGCCCGCAUCGCAGCCACCAUCCUGACCUCCCCAGACUUGAGAAAGCAAUGGUUGCAAGAAGUGAAAGGCAUGGCCGACCGCAUCAUUAGCAUGAGGACCCAGUUGGUCUCAAACCUGAAGAAAGAGGGCUCAUCCCACAACUGGCAGCACAUCACCGACCAGAUUGGCAUGUUUUGUUUCACUGGCCUGAAGCCUGAGCAGGUGGAGCGGCUGACCAAGGAGUUCUCGGUCUACAUGACGAAGGAUGGCCGCAUCUCCGUGGCAGGGGUCACCUCUGGCAACGUGGGCUACCUUGCCCAUGCCAUUCACCAGGUCACCAAGUAAUGACCAGGGUGCAAAGGAACAGAGAGUCACGUGUGGGACGGGGGGGGGGGGGGAUGGUGGUGAGUAGAUCAUGUUUUCAACCACAGUGCAUAACGAAUGUGUUCCUCGGAAAAGGGGAAGGGCAGGAGGCUCCACGGCUGGUGUCUGCAGCUUUGUCGGCUCUAAACCAAACUCCCUCAUCCUUUUGUCUUUUCUGAAAGAGUUUACACGUGCAAGAACAUCGCAGCACCAAAACCCAUGGCUUUACGAAAGCAUCAGAUGGUGCCAGGGGCUCCCCCGGGGACCCACCUGAGGCCACCAUAUUAGAGGUUGUGAGAGGGAAACACCUAGUUAGCAGAUGUCCCUGUGUGCGCUGUCCCGGUGUGGAGCGACUGUGUCAGCGGAUCCCGUACAGAAAUCAUGCUUUACCAAAACCACCGGGUCUGUCGCCAGUUCGGCGAGGACAGUAAAUGUUGUCUCGUCAGCCUGUCUCUUGGCAUCACACUUCUCUGGCGUCUCGUCCCAUUCUGCUUGACUGACCAUUAACCUCAUCCUGUCAGGGUUUCUGUAAGAAUGGAGAGUAGAGUUUUCUGCUCAUGCCAGCCCCUCCGUUCUCAGCAGAGGACAGUGGAGAGUGGGAACCUGCCCUUUCAGUCCCCGUCACUGAUUGGCUCCUACUGGAUGGGGCCUCUGCCCAGCUGGACCCCUUCCUGCAUCCUGGCUGCACAGCCUGUCUCCUCACAUGAGUCAGACAGUGCAGGGUAGGACCAGGAGAUAUUCUGGGGUUUGUGUGCUGCCAGCCCGGCUCAGACUCCGCCCUUUGGAAAGAUAACCACCAUCUGCUCGAAUCCUGUAGACUGGCUGCCGCCUGGUUUCUCUGUUACAUUAAAGUUACUGUAGACCCAG
Molecule: messenger RNA, 2293 nt
Organism: Onychomys torridus (southern grasshopper mouse)
Lineage: Eukaryota; Metazoa; Chordata; Mammalia; Rodentia; Cricetidae
Gene: Got2
Product: glutamic-oxaloacetic transaminase 2
Exons: 10
Coding region: 116-1408 (430 amino acids)
Biological process (GO): biosynthetic process; L-aspartate catabolic process
Cellular component (GO): mitochondrion
Molecular function (GO): pyridoxal phosphate binding; L-aspartate:2-oxoglutarate transaminase activity
Source: RefSeq, a predicted model, not a curated record